GAGCUGCUAAGCCUCUUUGGAACGUGGCCGCGACCAUGAUCUUGCCUCGCCUGGAUCAAAGACCUCUAAUCUCCAUGGAGAUGCUGAAGAGGUUGAGGAUUUGGUACGAGAUUAUUUGAGCCGUAAUGAGCGCUGAUCCUCCGCUUCAUGACACCGCGGCCCGCCUCUGUGGCCGCGCACGGCUCUCUCACCGCCACAGGUUUGAUGCAGCUAUGAGCCUGGUUUGGGACUCUUUGGAGGAGCUGGAUCCAGAUACCAGACAGGGUGGUUUCACCUGGAGCGGCGCGUCGGGGCGGACGGUUGGCCUGAAGCCGGUGCCCCUGCAGAGCCUGUCUGAGCUGGAGCGGGUUCGACUCCAGGACGUGUCCUUCCGCCGCCUGCUGCGAGAUCCAGACCUGCGUGGCCACAUCAGCAUCCCCAAAUGCGGCCACAAGAGCAAGAAGUCUCUGAGGCGGAAGCUGGAUUCACUGUCCAAAGAGAAAAGCAAAGACCGAGAGACGCUGCCGCAGGCGUUCAGCAUCCCGCUGUGGCAGGUCAUCGCCAACGACCACACGCACAAGCAGCGGCAGGAGCCGGCGCGGGAGGAGCACAGCGACCCCAGCGAGCUGAUGCUGACCUUCCUGCACCUCACCUCCAGCUUCAGGCGCGUCAACAGAGAUUUCUCCAGCAGCAAUUCCUCGCUCAGCUCCGCCUCCGAGACCCAGAACGAGUCGCCGCUCCCCGCCGUCCCGGACCUGGCGCCCCGGACUCGCAGGAGGGUACCACCCCAAAUUUCCUCUUCUCCUCCCUCACAUGACUUAUUCCUCCAGUUCCUCCAAGGAUGGAAGCUUCAGUUGAGUCAAGGCUCUGAUGAUCCUCAGGGAGGCGUGUCGGUGGAUUGCAUCACGGACCUUGACGAUAACCAGUCGCAGCUGCUGGAGGCCCUCCAGCUCUCGCUGCCCGCGGAGACGGCGGGCAGCAGGAAGAAGAGUGGCGACAAGAAGCUCAGCCUCAACCCCAUUUAUAGACAAGUUCCUCGCGUGGUGGAGCUCUGCUGCCAGCACCUGGAGCAGCACGCGUUACAGACCGUUGGAAUCUUCCGUGUCGGCAGCUCCAAGAAGCGAGUUCGGCGGCUGCGGGAGGAGUUUGACCAGGGCUGGGACGUGGGCUUGGAGGAGGAGCGCAGCGUCCAUGACGUGGCGGCCCUGCUGAAGGAGUUCCUGCGAGACAUGCCCGACCCACUGCUGACCAGGGAGCUCUACAGCGCCUUCAUCAGCACCACACUGCUGGAGGUUGCGGAGCAAGAGACGGCCAUCCAGCUGCUGAUCUUCCUGCUGCCUCCCUGCAACUGCGACACGCUGCAGCGCCUCCUCCGCCUGCUGUCGUCCGUGGCUGCACACGCUGGAGACCAGAGCGGACCUGAGCCUUCCCAGGGUCAGGGCAACAAAAUGACGUCGGUGAAUCUGGCGACCAUAUUGGGGCCCAACCUCCUCCACAAGCAGAAGAACUGGGACCGGGAGUUUGCGGUCCAGAGCUCGGCCCGUGCGGAGGAGAGCUCGGCCGUGAUCAGCGUGGUCCAGAGGAUGAUCGACUCCUAUCACAGCUUGUUCACGGUGUCUGCCGACCUGCAGAACGAGGUUCUGAUGAGUUUGCUGGAAAGUGACCCGGACGUUGUGGACUACCUGCUGAGGAGGAAAGACUCCCGGGGCUCAGAGUCGGGCCCCGUGACUCUGGAGGGACGGCCCCUGUCGGAGCGCUGCUCCUCCGACGAGUCCAGUGGCGAAGUGUCUCCGUACGACAACAACUCGCCGGUCCAGUCUGCCGGGCUGCUCACGCGGUCCUCUCAAAGCCGACGCCCGUCUUCAGGUUCACGCCGCAGACUUGACAGAAGGUCCCGAGGACAGUGUGGCAGGUCGGCGCCCGACUUGUCUAAGGACAGAGGCUCCCUGGGAGACACGUCGGAGGGCGAGUCCUGCGGAUCCUCAGACGGCCUCGGCAGUCGCCAAGGUAACAGCAAGCCGCCUGUCCUUGCAGCUGCCGCCUCAUUGGACGGGGCAGAGUGUGGGCCACACCUCCCGCUCGGUCCUGUGGAACAGAGCGGGCGGCAGCCGGGAUCAGCGCCGCUCCCGGAGCUGGCCGGCCAAUUGGAGGCCGUCAGCUCGGACGAUCCGGCAGAAAGGACAGGACGCCCUGGAGGUCACUUCCUCAAAGCCAGAAGGUGCCGUCUGCCCCCGCAUUUCUACUCCAGACCUCUGAGGGAGACGCGCGUCUCCCACCCCUCGCCAUCAGAGUGGUGUCGGCAGCUGGAGCCCCCGAGCAGGUGCCCGGACUCGCAGGCGGAGAAGUGGCUCACAUGGAAGCUUCUGCCCAAGGACAAGACUGACACGCUGCCGGACACUCUGGUGUGACGGGUGCGAGCGGCUCCUCUGGACCCCGCCACUGACGCCGUCCUCACGCAGAGCCUUGCACUGUACAACGCGUCCACACACAAAUGUGCUUUUGAUAUGUUCAUGUAUUGAUACCGAUCAUGGUUGUGCUGCACUGGUCCUCACAACAUUAAAGUGCACUUGCUCUUGCUCCCCGUGAAUGUGGCUCAACUGGACGGAAGGAGACAGUGUGCUGGUCAAAUAAGAUCAUUUUUCUACUUUAAGUUGCUUGAGUUUAACUUCUGACGGUUGUCGGCCUUGAACUCCAAAGUUCUCUCCUCAACAAAAACUCUUUUUUUCUUUGGUAACGUGUUUCAAGCUGGUGUAAAGGCUCUUUCUCCCUGCUCCGUUCAGUGUGAUGCAGUUUUCAUGUGUUUUCUGGCGACUUUUCCUCCACAAACUCUGCUCUCGGUCCUCGGUCAGGGUGAGGUUUCCCAGCCACUGGGAUCUUCAGCAGGUCACUGUCCGGUUCCUCAGCUCACGUGCUGAAGGGUUGGCUUUUGUUUGAGGCUGGAGACCUGGAGCUGGCAGUACUGCAGCCUGGAGCCCUCCACCUGAGUGAGGUGUGUCUGGAGGCAGCGCUGCUGUCGAUCCAACAGGAAAAGUUGCUGCAUCUUCAUGGAAACGGAACUGCAACAGGUGGACUGAAGGCCUCCUGGAUAGUUGGCUCACAUUAAUGAAGCGCAGAGGGAAACGUGGGAGGCUCCUCGCCGGGUCCUGGUGGGCGACUGAAGCAGGUAGGUGGGCUUGCUUUCAUUCCAUGUCCUGAGGACAGCCUCACAUCAAUGAUUAAAAAUAAUCCUCGUCCAUCUCUUUUAAUUGCUGCUGAGGUUCAAUGAAGCCAUGCGAUGGUGAAACCGUAUUCUCAUUUAAUGAGACUGUUGUUACUGUCCGCCUCAUGAAUCGCUGUCCGUGGUGCUCAGGUGGAGGAGGGGGGCCCAGAAACAUCCUGUCAGCAGGGAGGAUGCGGAGAACUUCAUCCUUCAGGUGGCUCCUCCCACUUGCCUGAAGUACCUUGUGAAGCAAAGCAUCUCCACUGGCUUCUGACGGAGGAGCAGGGCUUCUACUCUGAGUCUCUCCUGGAUGACUGGCCUCCUCUCUCUAAGAGAGCUGAGGAGCCUCCUGAGUUCUUCAGAGACACAUACCUGAUGUCCGCGGUGACUCCUGUCCACCGCCUGAAACCAUCAGUCCCAGUUACUUGACGGUGAGGAGUGGUCCCAGCAUGGUCGCUGCAGAGCAACACAGAAGAGACAAAGGGGAUGCAGUACACCAACCCGCCACACGGUGGCAGCAUAAGCCCGCGUCAUAUCCUCCGUCUAGACGGGUUAAAAAAUUGGAUCCAUUACCACAAGAUUGCUCAAUAAUUCAUCACUCAUCGCGAAGCUGCUCGAAACAUCAUUAGCUUUUGCGCGGUGGCUGUACUUUACCUGUUUAAUAUUUAAUACUGCCACGCUCCUCAACCUGCCGUUCUGCUUCACAGACUUGUUAAAACACAG
Synchiropus splendidus (mandarinfish) is the source of this 3901-nucleotide messenger RNA. RefSeq names its product rho GTPase-activating protein 6-like. The transcript is spliced from 12 exons. The record is from RefSeq and is a predicted model, not a curated record. Gene Ontology annotation, biological process: signal transduction. NCBI's taxonomy places the organism in Eukaryota, Metazoa, Chordata, Actinopteri, Syngnathiformes, Callionymidae. Bases 126 to 2387 code for a protein of 753 amino acids.